Messenger RNA from Malania oleifera, 2589 nucleotides. RefSeq names its product calmodulin-binding protein 60 A. The record is from RefSeq and is a predicted model, not a curated record. Gene Ontology annotation, cellular component: nucleus. The coding region runs from base 525 to 2246 and encodes 573 amino acids. Gene Ontology annotation, molecular function: sequence-specific DNA binding; calmodulin binding; DNA-binding transcription factor activity. The transcript is spliced from 7 exons. Gene Ontology annotation, biological process: regulation of salicylic acid biosynthetic process. NCBI's taxonomy places the organism in Eukaryota, Viridiplantae, Streptophyta, Magnoliopsida, Santalales, Ximeniaceae.
GACAUGGUACGCACCACACACCACGUUCAACCAGAGAAAAAAACAGAGUAUCCGCGUCCCCCGUGUGAUGUGUGAACCUUCCUCUUCCCGCUACGCGCUUUCUCCUGGGACCCCUUCCCCUCAUUCCACCACCACACUCCUCCUCCGCUUACACCAGCGCCACCGCCACCGCCACCGCCACUGCCACCAUCCCCUCCCCGAUUGCCCUCACCUCUCUCUCUUUUUCUUUUUUUUUUUUCUCUCUAUGCAGUUUCACCGUGGAACAUCUAUUCAGAUGCAGCCAAAUUAAGAUUUGGAUGGAUAGAUGACUCUGCUCUUGGAUUUUUCUCAUUCAUUGCUAUUUAUUGUUGUUGUUGUUUCUCCUCUUUGUUCAUCUUCACAUCUCCGCCUUCUUCUUCUUCUUCUUCUUCUUCUUCUUCUUCGUCUUGCUAUUUCGCAUGUUGGUUGUCGUGGACCUUCCUCUUCUUCCCGAUCGCCCCCACCGCACCGCCACCAUCAACCCGCCGUAGCUCUGUUCUUCAAUAAUGUCGCAGAAGCGGCAGCAGGAGGAUGCCAGGGUUCGAUCUGAAGGUAGCACUACUCCUGAGGACAAGCGUAGAAGGUUUCCUAGUGUCCUUACGGAAGUGAUGAAGUUGCAGCAUUUGCUAGAGCCAACUCUCGAGCCAUUGAUUCGUAGAGUGGUAAAAGAGGAAGUUGAAUUGGCUCUACGAAAGCAUCUAAAUAACAUGACGCGGAAUUGUGGGGAAGAGAUACAUGCUUCUGAAUCAAGAAGCUUAAAACUACAGUUCGCAAGCAGUCUAUCUCUUCCAGUUUUCACUGGAACUCGAAUUGAAGGAGAAGAAUGUUCCACCAUGAAAGUAGCUUUAGUUGAUGCAGUUACUGGGCAUAUUGUUGACUUCGGGCCUGAAGCUUCUGUAAAGGUGGAAAUAGUUGUUCUUGAGGGAGAUUUUGAUGGCGAUGAAGAAGAUAAUUGGACACUAGAGGAGUUUAAAAACAAUAUUGUUAGGGAAAGGGAUGGAAAGAAACCACUUCUUACAGGGGAUGUGUUUCUGAAUCUUAAGGAGGGCAUUGGUUUUGUGGGUGAGAUCUCUUUCACUGAUAAUUCAAGCUGGACAAGGAGCCGUAAAUUUAGGCUAGGAGCAAGAGUUGUUGAUUACUCUAAUGGAACUAGAAUAAGAGAAGCGAAGACUGAAUCGUUCAUUGUCAGGGAUCAUAGAGGAGAAUUGUACAAGAAACACCAUCCUCCAUCUUUACUUGAUGAAGUGUGGCGAUUAGAGAAGAUUGGCAAAGAUGGAGCUUUUCAUAAGCGUUUGAGUAGAGAAAACAUCAAUACUGUGAAGGAUUUUCUGACUCUACUCUUUUUAGACCCUUCAAGGCUCCGUAAUAUCCUUGGAACAGGUAUGUCUGCUAAGAUGUGGGAAGUCACUGUGGACCAUGCUCGGACUUGCAUGGUUGAUAAGAGGUUGUAUGUAUACCAUCCUCUCAAUUCUCAACAAAAAUCUAGUGUGGUCUUCAAUAUUGUUGGACAAGUGAUGGGAUUGCUUUCAGAAAGCCAAUUUGUUCCCAUAGAUAAGCUGUCUGAAACUGAAAAAGCGGAUGCCCAGAAUUUGGUAUUAUUGGCAUUUGAACACUGGGCAGAGGUUGUUUCCUAUGAUGAUGAGACCUCUAUUUUGAGUAGCACUUCAAAUACAUCUAAUGUUCUUUACCGAUCAGGCUCGCCUGGGAUGGAGAGUUCUAAUGGUACUAAGUUAUUGACAUCUCCCAAGAUUGGCAGAUUUGAUUAUACACAACCAGUUGUAUCUUCUCCAGACAUAGUUUCUUCCAUCUAUUCCAUUGGGUGUGGGAGUAGCUUGGAUGAUUAUCCUCUGCACGGUAUUGGCAGCCUGGAUCUUGGAUAUGAUAAUCACCCUCUUGGUUUCACUGGUCAAGUUGCCAACUCCUUGAUCUGUGAUACAGAAUCCAUGACUCAAGCCUUUUGUGAUGAUCAUCUACAGUUUUUGGAAGCUGAUUGUUCCCUUCAGUGCCAGACUCCCAGUCUGGAAUCACAGGCUGAUCUACAAAGUGCUGUCAAUGGCUUCCUGUAUUCCCGUUCUACAGCCGUUGCCCAUGCUCAGAGGAGAUGGAGAAAGCUAUUCAACGUUCUUCGAUGGUUCUCAAUAAGAAAAGCUGUGAAUUCAAGAAAGCAGAAAAACCGUGUUCAAGAAAUGCACAGAUACAAUUUAGAGGCUUUACAAAAAAUGAUUUGAUCUUGAAUCUCAAAUACCACAUUGGUUGGUGCUGCCCGAUCCAAGUUUGUGUGCAGUUGUAGGGUAGGAAAGCUGGAGGUUUUGUUAGUAUGGGAUGUAAAUACUACUGGUAGCUUGAAAAUGUUUGGUUUUGUUCGCAAUAUAUCGGAGAAAGCCUUCUUUUCAUAUGAAAAUGUAAAUGUGGAUGUCUUUUACAGAAUUAGGCUGGUUUUGAGUUGUGGGAAUGCUUCAGUUGAAACUCAGAAGUGAGGCUAUAAAAUUAGAAUGCUUAUAAAACGCAUGGGCUUUAUGUGAAAAUAUCAUUUGUACAAGCGCAUUUGUUGAAUAAAAAUUGUUAGAAAAA